Aegilops tauschii subsp. strangulata is the source of this 1353-nucleotide messenger RNA. Its product is annotated as putative F-box/LRR-repeat protein 9. Lineage: Eukaryota; Viridiplantae; Streptophyta; Magnoliopsida; Poales; Poaceae. The record is from RefSeq and is a predicted model, not a curated record.
ACGAAAGGUUUGGUGCCGGCCUUUAUAAACAACAUCGAACAAGGCCGAUUCAUUCGCCCUGCUGCUCUGCGGACGCAAAGACGCUGUCCGGGAUCGCCGUCGUCAAGGUGUUCAAGGAAAUGGAGCUGCAGCCAGACGCCCCGCCGGCGCCGGUUCCAUCCGAGAGGGACUGGUCGGAGCUACCUGUCGAUGUGCUUACUUAGGUCUUCGCGGGGCUCGGCGCCGUCGAGGUUCUCAUGGGCGCUGGCUUUGUGUGCCACUCAUGGCUUGAGGCGGCCAAGGCACCUGAGCUCUGGCGCAAGGUGGACAUGGGGCGUGGGCCGCGGGACAAGGAGGUGUUGGAGAAGAAAGGAGGUAUUGAUUCAGACGACCCAAACCACUUGAGCAAGAGCGCACAGGUGAUGUGCGCAAUGGCGAAGGUGGCCGUGGACCGAUCCGACGGGAAGCUGGAAGUGUUUGUGGGGGCGAACUUUGUUACUGAUGAGAUCCUCAAUUAUAUUGGGGCCAGGUCGCCCUCUCUGAAGAAGCUUGCCCUCUUAUCAUGCUACCAUGUAACCAGCGAAGGGUUGUACGAUCUGGUAACCAAGUGCCCUCAGCUAGAAGACAUUGAGGUUUCGCGCUGUACAGGUGUCCGCGGCGACGCAAUCUUGGCCACUGGCAGGGCAUGCCCGCGGCUGAAGCGGCUGGUGCCGGACAAAACAUUGAGGCGCAGGUGGGAUAGGAAGGAGGUGGCAGGCAUCUCCUUGAUGCAUGAACUGCGAUACCUUAGCCUCGCCCGCAGCGAGAUCACGAACGAGGAGCUCAUGGCCGUCGUCGAUGCCUGCCCGUGCCUGGAGUAUCUCUCUGUGGUCGACUGCUACAACAUAGUUGCUGACGGCGCGCUGCGAGCAAAGUGUGCCACUGUCAAGAUGCUGGAGCUUCCGACUCCAGUAUGGAUGUCAAGUAUGGUUGUCCGAAGCAGCUGGAUGUCCGACGACUAUUAUGAUUCAGAUGAACACCCUUCCUAGCUGGAUCUCCCACGACGACGAUGGACGUUGCCAUAAUUAUGGCCUUGACGAUGAUUUAGACCCUGACUAUGAUUUAGACCCUUACUGUGAUUAUUGGUGCUCGGUGUGAUGAUUCCAUGAUAUCUACCGUUUGCGAGUCAGGUGGCCUAAACCCAUCGAUCCUGCUACUCAUCCUCCAUUUCAUGAAGGACAAAAACUAUCAAAUUAGAAUUAGUUGUAGCCUCUCUCUGAUCGUUGCCUAUGUUGGUUCUUUUUCAAACUGAUUGCCUAUGUUAGUUGUGGGAUGUAUUAUGCAUGAUUUGUUCCCGAAGUCGUUUUAAUGAAUGGAGCUGUCCAAUAUCUGUGA